Messenger RNA from Myxocyprinus asiaticus (Chinese sucker), 4719 nucleotides. RefSeq names its product zinc finger SWIM domain-containing protein 6-like. The record is from RefSeq and is a predicted model, not a curated record. The transcript has 14 exons. Gene Ontology annotation, cellular component: Cul2-RING ubiquitin ligase complex. The coding region runs from base 8 to 3415 and encodes 1135 amino acids. Lineage: Eukaryota; Metazoa; Chordata; Actinopteri; Cypriniformes; Catostomidae.
UGCGAUCAUGGCGGAGCGCGUUCAGCAGCCCCCAGCUAAACGGCUCUGCUGCCGACCCGGGUAUAGUACGACGUGUAGACAGGGGCAGCGAUCCGGUGGAACAGUAUGCGGCGGUUCGGGGUCUGGUCAAGGGGGAUCCAGCAAAACUCAGAGCCCCGAAUCGCUCCUGGACAUUGCAGCGCGGAAAGUAGCGGAGAAGUGGCCGUUCCAACGGGUGGAGGAGCGCUUCGAGCGCAUCCCGGAGCCCGUUCAGCGGCGGAUCGUGUACUGGUCUUUCCCGAGGAGUGAACGGGAGAUCUGCAUGUAUUCCUCGUUCAACACUGGCGGCGAGGAGAGCGCGACUAGUGGGGAGAACGCAGACGAGACGCGGCUACCGUUCCGACGGGGCAUCGCAUUGCUGGAGAGCGGCUGUGUGGACAACGUAUUACAAGUCGGUUUUCAUCUCAGUGGCACAGUAACAGAACCCGCCACGCCGUCAGAACCAGAGAUGGUUUGCAGCGUAGCCAUUAGCUUUGACCGCUGCAAGAUCACGUCCGUAACAUGUGGCUGUGGAAACAAAGACAUCUUUUACUGUGCCCAUGUGGUGGCGCUGUCCCUGUACCGCGUACGGCGGCCAGAGCAGGUCAAACUUCACCUCCCCAUCUCAGAGACUCUAUUCCAGAUGAACAGGGACCAGCUACAGAAGUUUGUGCAGUAUCUCAUCACCGUCCACCACACGGAAGUUCUGCCUACAGCCCAGAAACUUGCAGACGAGAUCCUCUCACAGAACUCUGAAAUCAACCAAGUGCACGGGGCCCCGGACCCCACAGCAGGGGCCAGUGUGGAUGAUGAGAACUGCUGGCAUUUGGACGAGGAGCAGGUCCAGGAACAGGUCAAACUGUUCCUGUCUCAGGGGGGCUACCACGGCUCGGGCAAACAACUUAAUCUCCUGUUCUCAAAGGUACGGGAGAUGCUGAAGAUGCGCGACUCUAACGGUGCUCGCAUGUUAACGCUGAUAACGGAGCAGUUCAUGGCCGAUCCUCGGCUGGCGCUGUGGCGGCAACAGGGAACUACCAUGACGGACAAAUAUCGCCAGCUAUGGGAUGAGUUAGGUGCCUUGUGGAUGUGCAUUGUGCUAAACCCCCACUGUAAGCCCGAACAGAAGGCCGCUUGGCUCAGGCAGCUCAAGAAGUGGAACAGUGUGGACGUGUGCCCCUUAGAGGACGGUAACCACGGCAACGAGCUGCCCAAUUUAACCAAUGCCUUGCCACAGGGUGCGCACGGCAACCAAGAUUUGGGCGCCAGGCCCCACCGGACGGUUUUCACGCGAGCCAUCGAGGCGUGCGAUCUCCACUGGCAAGACAGCCACUUGCAGCACAUAAUCAACGACGACCUCUACACCAACUACUGUUACCAUGACAACACUGAAAAUUCGCUCUUUGACUCUCGCGGAUGGCCUCUGUGGCACGAACACGUACCGACAGCCUGCGCGAGGGUGGAUGCACUGAGAUCUCAUGGUUACCCACGGGAGGCGCUGCAUUUGGCUAUCGCCAUUGUCAACACCCUGCGCAGACAACAGCAGAAACAGCUGGAAAUCUUCCGAAACCACAAAAAAGAUCUGCUUCAUAAAGGGGUGACGUCCUUUACUAAUCUGGAAGGGUGGGUGGGCCACCCUUUGGACCCCAUCGGAACACUGUUCAGCACUCUGAUGGAGACGGGCCGCAGUGAUGAAGAUAAUUCACAGACAGGGUUCCUGGAUUUCUCAGCCAGCUCGAUGAGCUCGAGCAAACACAGCGAACUGCACUUGUUUCCAUCCACGCGCCGCUUCUUGGAGGAGGGCGAGUCAUACCUGGCGCUGGCGGUGGAAACGGCCCUGAUGGGACUGGGUCAGCAGAGAAUCAUGCCUGACGGACUGUAUGCCCAAGAGAAGGUGUGCCGCAACGAGGAGCACCUGAUUGCCAAGCUUCAGGAAGUGGACCUGGACAAUACCCUGGUCAAGAUCUUCCGCAAGCAAGCUGUCUUCCUGUUAGAGGGUGGGCCCUACAGUGGUUUGGGAGAGCUCAUCUAUAGAGAGAGCGUUCCGAUGCAUACGUUUGCCAAGUAUCUCUUCACAUGCCUCCUACCUCACGAUGCCGAACUGGCGUACAAAAUUGCACUGAGAGCAAUGCGGUUACCAGUGUUGGAAUCCACAGCUCCUUCUGGCGACAUGUCCCGGCCUCACCAUAUAGUAUCCGUCGUCCCCAAUCGUUACCCACGAUGGUUCACGCUCAGCCACAUCGAGUCGCAGCAGUGCGAGCUGGCCUCCACCAUGCUCACUGCAGCCAAAGGUGAUGCACGAAGGUUAGAGACAGUAUUAGAAUCAAUACAGAAGAAUAUUCACUCCUCGUCUCAUAUCUUCAAACUGGCGCAGGAUGCCUUUAAAAUAGCGACGCUCAUGGACAGUCUGCCAGACAUCACUCUGCUGAAAGUGUCCCUGGAGCUGGGUCUUCAGGUAAUGCGAAUGACACUUUCAACGCUAAACUGGCGGCGGCGAGAGAUGGUACGAUGGUUAGUCACGUGUGCAACAGAAGUUGGGGUUUACGCACUGGACAGCAUCAUGCAGAGCUGGUUCACCCUCUUCACACCCACCGAGGCCACCAGCAUCGUGGCGACCACCGUCAUGUCCAACAGCACCAUUGUACGGCUUCACCUGGAAUGCCAUCAGCAGGAGAACCUGGCGAGCAGCGCACGGACGUUAGCAUUGCAGUGCGCUAUGAAGGACCCUCAGAACUGUGCGCUGUCGGCCCUCACGCUCUGCGAGAAGGACCACAUCGCCUUCGAGACGGCCUACCAAAUCGUUCUGGACGCGGCAACCACGGGCAUGAGCUACACUCAGCUCUUCACCAUCGCACGAUACAUGGACCACCGCGGCUACCCCAUGCGAGCGUACAAACUUGCGACUCUCGCCAUGGCCCACUUGAACUUGAGCUACAACCAGGACACGCAUCCCGCGAUCAACGACGUGUUGUGGGCAUGUGCGCUCAGCCACUCGCUGGGCAAAAACGAGCUCGCUGCCAUUAUCCCGCUAGUUGUGAAAAGCGUCAAGUGCGCCACCGUGCUGUCGGACAUUUUGCGGCGUUGUACGCUGACCACACCUGGCAUGGUGGCGCUGCACAGCCGCAGGAACUCUGGGAAGCUGAUGUCAUUGGACAAGGCCCCACUAAGACAGCUCUUGGACGCUACAAUCGGGGCCUACAUCAACACGACACACUCGCGGCUAACGCACAUCAGUCCACGGCACUACAGUGAAUUCAUCGAAUUCCUCAGCAAAGCCAGAGAGACUUUUCUCAUGGCGCACGACGGACACAUUCAAUUCACGCAGUUUAUAGACAACCUGAAACAAAUAUACAAAGGAAAAAAGAAACUUAUGAUGCUCGUCCGAGAGAGAUUCGGCUAGCUGGAAUUGUUUUACUUGAGUCCACCUUUGUUUAAAACAAACUUCAAAAUGGAAGAAAAAAACACGGAAAUGAAACAACAAAAACAAUACGAACCACAUCGGUAUUAUGUGUAUAGACUUUCACGCAAAAAAACGAAAACGGAAAAAAAAAAUGGAACAUUGUCAUGUUGUGGAAGUUUGUGUGUUUUCCCCUUUAUUUGUGUGAAAGCGUGCGAGAGAAUGGAACGUAAAGAGCGAAAUGAGCAUUUCGGUUUACACUGAGUACAUGUUGUCCAGUGGCAAAAGUCUACACAGCACUCCAAAUCUCUCUGUUAAACAUUCAUAGCCUCAAACGUGAAAUAUGGCUUUAAACCAAACAACACCUCCAUACUAAGUGACAAGUACCUCGUACGGCUUCAGCUUUACUCCAUCCUGAACCAGUCACACAUUACCAGUGUACUAAAACAAGUCUUGGAAACGAAAAACAUCUUAAAGGGAUAGUUCACGCAAAAAUGAAAAUUCUGUCAUUUACACUGGUCCAUUUUAACUCCAUAUACUUUCUUUCCUCCAUUGAACACAAAAGGAGAUAUUAGGCAGAAUGUCCAAGCUACUCUUUUCAAUAUAAUAAAAGUGAAUGGGGACUGGAGGUGUCAAGCUCCAUAUUUCCAAAAAGCAAAUAACGACUUAAAUUUCAGCUUGUUCCUAAUAAAAAGUUAUCGUAUGACUUCAGAAGACUUGGAAUAUAGCGCACAAGUCUGAUAUACUACUAUUAUGAUACUUUUAUGGUGCAUUUUUGUCCUUUUUGGAGCUUGGCUUUAUAAAUCACCAUCCACUUUCGUUUAAUGGAAAAAAAGUUGUAUUUUGCAUCUCAUUUUGUGUUUCAACAAAGAAAGAAAAUCAAUGAUGACAAAAUGUUUAUUUUUUGGGGUAAUAUUUUCCUUUCAACAGUUUGGGACCUCUCAAUUUUUAUUUACUUUUCAGUUUACCAGGCUAAUUGCGUGGCUUUGCAAUGCUGUUUUGUCCAAAAGCAUGUCACACACAUAUAAACGCUACAACCCCAUUGUGCUUGCGCUUGUGGAAACUUGGCGACUGUCGACAUACAUUCUCAGGGAUUUUCUCUUUGAAAAAAAGGAAAAAAAACGAAAAAAAAAAAGAUAGAAAAAGGUCUUGAAAAAUGAAAGAAUGAAAGCAUUUUAUUGUACUGUAUAUAUGAUAGUAUAUGUCUGAAUAUUGAAAAAAUGUAUAAGUUAACUAAUUUAUAAAAAGAAUAUUCUAUGUAAUGCAAAAUACUUGAAGCUGCAGUACCUUGGUUUUAAAACAAAACA